UUCUUUACCUUUGUCUUUGUUUGAUUGUUUUUGUCAAUGAUGCUCCUUUGUCACGAAACAGUCCAUAACAUGGUAGUUUGAUAUAAUUUUCUCAACACAUGAGAAAAACAGACUGGAUGCCUCCAGCAUUUUUACAACGACAGAAAGGGGGAAAAUUACAGAUCGCGUCACUGACGAGACUCAUUCGCGUUUAAUUUUUCCUAUGAUUUGUUGAUCUUUCUGAGAAUCAGAUACAGAUCAUCGUCUUUUGAUUGCGCUUUUAUUCAAGAUGGGCUAUGAAGAAUACCUCAACAUAACUGUACUGCAAGAGAAUAAACCUGUGACCUACAAAUCCAUGGCUCGAUCGUUAGGCAUUCACGUUAAUAAGGCUAAACAGGCUCUUUAUGAAUUCUCAAAGCAACAUUCUAAUGUUCAUGCCGUGUAUUGUUUGACUGGAACGACGCUCGAUAAUCAGUUUAAAAUACAAUUAGUCAAAGAUGCCGAUGUCGAAGGUACUGACGAAAAAGGUUGGACUUAGGGAAAGCAGUAGAAGCAUUAACUCAUAUCACUUGCUUCUUUUGCUGCUAUUAUUAGAGGCACAAAAGAAAUACAAAA
Messenger RNA from Mycotypha africana, 594 nucleotides. RefSeq names its product DNA polymerase subunit Cdc27-domain-containing protein. The transcript is spliced from 4 exons. Gene Ontology annotation, cellular component: nucleus; delta DNA polymerase complex. NCBI's taxonomy places the organism in Eukaryota, Fungi, Mucoromycota, Mucoromycetes, Mucorales, Mycotyphaceae. The record is from RefSeq and is a predicted model, not a curated record. Bases 269 to 517 code for a protein of 82 amino acids. Gene Ontology annotation, biological process: DNA replication; DNA synthesis involved in UV-damage excision repair; DNA strand elongation involved in DNA replication. Gene Ontology annotation, molecular function: DNA-directed DNA polymerase activity.